Messenger RNA from Caenorhabditis remanei, 237 nucleotides. RefSeq lists its product as uncharacterized. Bases 1 to 237 code for a protein of 78 amino acids. Lineage: Eukaryota; Metazoa; Nematoda; Chromadorea; Rhabditida; Rhabditidae. The record is from RefSeq and is a predicted model, not a curated record. The transcript has 2 exons.
AUGACGUGCUUCAUCGAUUAUAACUGGCUCACUAUCCCCACUUUCAUCAUUUUCUGGUUUGUGAGAUACGGUGUUCAGUCGGUAUUGAAACAAAAUUACUACUAUAUGGGCAACAUGUGGUCGUUUUUGAUUGUUUCCGGAGUUCUUGAGUUAUAUCAUGUCUGGACGGGGAGAUUGGUGAACAACUAUGCAUAUCAGUCGUAUCAAGAUAAUGAGGUUCUGCAGCAGCAUGCUUAA